Eucalyptus grandis is the source of this 1596-nucleotide messenger RNA. RefSeq names its product premnaspirodiene oxygenase. The record is from RefSeq and is a predicted model, not a curated record. Gene Ontology annotation, molecular function: iron ion binding; oxidoreductase activity, acting on paired donors, with incorporation or reduction of molecular oxygen; heme binding. Bases 24 to 1550 code for a protein of 508 amino acids. Lineage: Eukaryota; Viridiplantae; Streptophyta; Magnoliopsida; Myrtales; Myrtaceae. The transcript is spliced from 2 exons.
UUUAUCCUUUCGUUGAUUCUAGAAUGCUUCAGCUCUCUGUCUUUUCCUUUAUUCUUUUAUUGCUUCUCUUCUUGUUCUUUCUGAUUAGAGUGAUCUCUAGCAGUCAUGGAAGAAAAGGGUGCAAUCUUAAGCUGCCUCCCGGCCCAAAGAAGUUGCCACUUCUAGGGAAUCUGCAUCAGAUGUUUGGCGAACUACCGCACCAUCGCCUAACCGACUUAGCAAAAACCUACGGACCGGUUUUCUAUCUUCAACUUGGCGAGAUUCCCGUCAUAACAAUUUGCACUCCUGAAGCAGCCAAGGAGGUCCUCAAGACCCAAGAGCUCACUUUCGCCGACAGGCCGCCAUUCACAGCAGCUGAAAUGACUAGCUAUGUCGGCUCAAGCUUGUUCUUCUCCCCAUACGGAGAAUAUUGGAGGCAACUCCGCAAGAUAUGCGUUUUGGAGCUUCUGAGUGUCAAGCGCGUGCGGUCGUUCGCCUGGGUGCGAGAAGAGGAGGUGAGCAAUCUCGUCAAGUACAUCAAAUCCUCGUCAGGUCUCCCUCUCAAUCUCAGCGAGAAGAUCUUCGCCUGCGUGAAUUCCAUCAUUUGCAAGGCAGCUUUCGGCCAUAAGUGCAAACAGCAGGACGAGUUUAUCUCAUCGCUUCAGGAAUCCAUAAAGCUGGUAAGCGGGUUCGGCCUAGCCGAGCUUUUCCCUUCCCUGCGGUUUCUAUUUUACAUUAAUGGGAUGAAAUUUAAGUUGGAUAAGAUACAGCGAAAGUACGACGAAAUCUUGAAUAUUAUUCUUGCGGACCACAAAAUACAACGAGAACAAUGCUUAAAUAGGCCAGAAGAUACCUGGGGUGAGGAAGAUUUAGUCGAUGUGCUACAGCGUCUCCAAGAGUCCAACGAGAUCGGGUUUCAUCUUACCACGGACAAUAUCAAAGGCGUCAUCUUGGAUAUAAUCGCUGCGGGAAGCGAGACAUCAUCAACGGUGCUAAUAUGGGCCAUGUCAGAAAUGCUCAAGAACCCGAACGUGAUGGCCAAGGCGCAGGAUGAAACACGGCGGGUUUUGAAGGGAAAGGACGGCGUUCAAGAAUCCAACAUCGAAAAGCUCAGUUACCUGAAGUGUGUUAUCAAAGAAACUCUAAGAAUGCACCCGCCGGGAUCGUUAAUCCCUAGAGCACCAAGGGAAGAAUGCAAGAUCAACGGAUACGAUAUUCCUAGGAACUCGAGAGUCCUUAUCAAUGCAUAUGCUAUAGGAAGAGAUCCAAGAUAUUGGACAAAUCCGGAGAAAUUCGAGCCUGAGAGGUUUUUCGAAUCUUCAGUGGAUUAUAAGGGGUUGCACCAUCAAUUUCUCCCAUUUGGAUCUGGUCGGAGGAUCUGUCCGGGCAUUUCAUUCGCCACAGCCAGCGUCGAACUUAUACUAGCAUCACUGUUGUAUCAUUAUGAUUGGAAACUGGCAAAUGGGCAAACGCCGGAACAACUUGACAUGACUGAAGUUUUUGGUACUGCAGUUGGCAGAAAGGAUGAUUUAUAUGUAAUUGCUUCACCGUGUUCUUUGAUUUCAGCUUGAUAAAGAAGGCAUGUGGAAGACCGUCCUUCAUUGAAAAAUGUAUCAU